Molecule: messenger RNA, 1312 nt
Organism: Triplophysa rosa
Lineage: Eukaryota; Metazoa; Chordata; Actinopteri; Cypriniformes; Nemacheilidae
Product: endonuclease domain-containing 1 protein-like
Exons: 2
Coding region: 55-915 (286 amino acids)
Molecular function (GO): metal ion binding; nucleic acid binding; hydrolase activity
Source: RefSeq, a predicted model, not a curated record
AUUUGGGUUUCUUUAGUCACAUCAGUUUAGUGAUUGAAUUGAACACACGUGAGAAUGCGUCUGUUAGUCGCGAGUGUCGUCUGUGUGCUGCUGGCGCUGAACUUUCCAGGUAUCGUCUCCAAACUUGAAGACAACAUCACUGAGUGUGGAGAUUUCUUUUUUCAAGCGCAGUCUCCAGUUCUUCCUGGCAUUCUGGAGAAUUCAGUCACACAGGAUAAUCGUUACAAAAUAAUCUGUCAGAAAUAUAAGAACAAGAUCAGGUUUGCUACACUUUAUGACACAACAAACAGGAUUCCUGUCUUCUCUGCCUACAAAUACACCGGGACAGAUGAGUCUGUGAGACCAGAAAUUCCACGAAUUUGGAUGACUGAGUUGCAGCUUGAACAACAUUCAGAUGCUGAAAUGCAUUACCCGUUUCUCUAUCAGGCUAGAAAUGAAGACUACUGGAUAAAAGAUAAAGGUACUAAAAAUGAAUGUACCCACGGUACCUUGUUUUCUAUGAAGCACAUAGCUGAUCUAGAAACUGCAGAAUCUACAUUUACUCUGACCAACACUGUGCCCGAGAUAGUUGGGUUCAGGGAAAGAACUUUGACUCUGGCAAAUGCAUUUAAGGAUUUUAUGCACCAUAACUGUCUUGAUAACAAUAACAAGAUUGCUGCCUAUGUGCUGACAGGAGCCAUACCUAGUAAAGCUACAUGGAAUAAAAGAGUGAACAUUCCAUCAUUCAUGUGGACGGUGUUUUGCUGCUACAACAGUUCAACAAAUUCAAUGAUCUCUCAGACUUAUCGGGAUGAAAACAAAAAAGAUAGCAAUAACACAGUGACCAUCAAGGACCUAAAGAGUUUAGAGGAUUUCUUACAAAAAUACAUGCCGAAUGGAGUUAGGCCAAUGCUGUUUAAUAACAACUGUGAGUAAAUUUGAAAAACAUCUUCAAGCAGAGAAGAUCAGAUGCUUGGAAAUGCAUCCACUCCAAUAGUCAUCUCCUACACCGGUCCCUCUCCAGUCAUCUCUCUGAAGUCGAGGCAUGUGCACAUCUGCUUAAGUCAGCCCUGCGUCCACGAUCUCCAUCACCUGCAAUAGUGGUUAAAGGGACAGUUCACCCAAAAAUGAAAAUUAUGUCAUCAUUUACUCACUUUAAUUUCAUACCUGUGUACAUGACUUUCUUCUGAUGAACACAGAGAAAGAUAUUUGUAAGAAUGUGAGCAAUUUCCAGUUCUGUGACAUCAUUGAGAGGUAAAAUUGAAUGGUAGUCAAAGGUGCCCCAGAACUCUUAAUUCUUAGUCCUAAAGUCCUAAAUUCUUCAAAAUAUCUA